AUGCCAGCCCUCACCCUCCACCUCCUCACCCUAACCCCACCAACAACCCCCGAAUCCUUCAUCGCCCAACUAUCCAAGUCCCCAGAAACAAAGAUAAUAGUCGCAUCCCGACCUCGACAAACAGUAAUCCACCCAACUAUCCUAGACACAAACUCCCUCACAACCGAGAAAUGGGAUCUCCUCCUCCUCUUACAACCAACAAACCCAAGCAUCGCCAACAAAAACCCAAUCCCAGCAUCCCUCCACGCAACCAUAAAAUCCGAAUACAAAAUAACAGCUGGAAUCCCCUCGAAACUCCUCUCAACCUACUCGUCCAAAGACAAAACCCUCAAAUCAAAACCCCAACCACCCUUAACAGGCUCCCUCUCCAAAGCCCUAGCCUCAGAUUCAAAAUCCACAUCCCAGAACCUGGAACUAUCACCCACACUCAUACAAUUCAUGAAUGAAUUAUGCGAAACGCAUACCGGCCCUGUGACAAUGUUAAAUCUGCUCCAUUUUAACCAUCCCGAUGGUAAGAAGAGUUAUUUUAACUAUGGGCAGGCAUUUAUUCCUGUUGCUGGCAAGCGUGGUGGUGAUGCGAAGAUUGUCGGGAAUGUGGUUAGACCUGCUGAGGGCGCUGGGGAUUCUAGAGGACCCAAUGCGCGUCCUGGGGAGGAGUGGUGGAAUGAGAUUUCUAUUGUGCAUUAUCCCUCUAUUCGGCACUUUUGUGAUAUGCUUGCUGGUGAGGAUUAUCAGAGGAUUAAUGAGGAACAUCGGUUGUCGGCGCUGCGGGAUACAUUCUUGCUUUGCACGACCGAGUUUGAUGUCGAGAGUCUGGCGAGCUCGAAGCUGUGA
Messenger RNA from Penicillium canescens, 834 nucleotides. RefSeq lists its product as uncharacterized. Lineage: Eukaryota; Fungi; Ascomycota; Eurotiomycetes; Eurotiales; Aspergillaceae. The record is from RefSeq and is a predicted model, not a curated record. The transcript is spliced from 2 exons. The coding region runs from base 1 to 834 and encodes 277 amino acids.